Molecule: messenger RNA, 864 nt
Organism: Melampsora larici-populina 98AG31
Lineage: Eukaryota; Fungi; Basidiomycota; Pucciniomycetes; Pucciniales; Melampsoraceae
Exons: 2
Coding region: 1-864 (287 amino acids)
Molecular function (GO): nickel cation binding
Source: RefSeq, a predicted model, not a curated record
AUGGCUCAGAAAGAGUCUAAGCACUCUCAGGAACGCUCUGAAGCGUAUCAAUCACAUCUUAUUAACAUCCUCUCAGACUCUAACCUACCUAUAGGUGGAUUUGUUUCGUCUUCAGGAUUAGAAUCAUAUCUGGCUCACUCGUUCAUCACCACCGAUAGCGAACGUACCAAGGAAUUAACCGAAUUUGCUAGGCUUAACGUAGUCAAUUACGCUUCUUUAUCAAUUCCAUUCAUGAAUGGUGUCUUCACAGCUAUCGAAUAUAGUGACGCAGAAGCUGUGGUUGAGUCUGUUAUGAAGCUUGAUCGUUUAUAUCAUGCUAUGUGCCUUAAUACAGUCACAAGAAGAUCAUCUCUUGCACAAGGUGCUGCAAUGGUGAUGCUUUAUACAAAAUCGUUUUCUAGCGCAGAUCAAACUGUGAUGGACGUAUUGAAAACACGAGUGCGUGCUAGUAAACGAAACUUACAUUUCCCCAUCGCUUACGCGCUCACGAGUGGUCUUCUAGGCUUAUCAUGUGCUCGUUCUAUCGAUCUUCAUCUAUUCCUUUACAUUCGAUCGAUACUUUCUGCAGCAGUUCGACUUAACCUUAUUGGACCUUAUCUUUCUCAACGAAUCCUUUUCUCAGAUAUACGACCUAUGUUGGAUGAUGUGAUGGCCAAUUUGAAGAACCGAAGAUUAUCCAAAUCUGAUCAAAUUAGAUGUGGUUUGAUGAUUGUAGAAAAAAACUCAAGCAAAGACGAUGAUUGUGCUCAGGUUGAUGAAGACGAUAGCGACGAUGAGGAUGUCGGUGCUACCACGACGUGGCCUUUGGGAGAUAUCCUUAGUGCUAGACAUGAUUUGUGUCACGUUAGACUAUUUAACUCUUGA